Emys orbicularis (European pond turtle) is the source of this 765-nucleotide messenger RNA. RefSeq names its product citrate synthase lysine methyltransferase (gene CSKMT). Lineage: Eukaryota; Metazoa; Chordata; Testudines; Emydidae. The transcript has 2 exons. The record is from RefSeq and is a predicted model, not a curated record. The coding region runs from base 1 to 765 and encodes 254 amino acids.
AUGGCAGCGCUCAUGCUCCCCCCGCGGGGCGGCCCGGCCCGGCGGACCCUGCUCCGGCCGCUCUGCUCCUGGGCAGAUGGCCUGCUCCACAGCAUGGCCCAACCUGGCACAUGGGACCGCUUCUACACACAGCAGGACACAGCUGGCACCCCCAGCCAUUUCAACUGGUUCUUCGACUACAUGGCCAUCUCCGGGCUCCUGCUCCCAACCCUGCGGGGGUGCGGCCCCCCUGAACCUAAUCCCAGCCCCACUCGGGUGCUCGACGUGGGCUGUGGCACUUCGGAUCUGGGCCUGGGGCUAUACCGGGACUCCCCACACCCUGUCCACAUCUCCUGUGUGGAUGUGUCCCCUGUGGCCAUCAGGUCUCUUCACCGCCUGCUCCAGGAGGUCCCCCCACCCCGACACCCCCUCUCCCAGCUUCACCUCCAUGUGGCUGAUGCCACUGACCUUGAGGGGGGUGGCUUUGGGGAUAGUACUUUCCACCUGGUGCUGGACAAGGGCACAUGUGAUUCACUGCUGCGCUGCCCCCAGGGGCCAGGCCAAGCUGGGCGGCUGGUGGCUGAGUGCUUGAGGGUGCUGCGCCCUGGGGGCAGCUUGCUGCAGUUUUCAGACGAGGACCCAGAUGCCAGGGUCCCUUUCCUGGAGCAAGCUGGGGGGCCUGGUGUGACAGUGCAGGAAGUCGGGCACAUUGGUGGCAUGUGCUACUAUGUCUACACGCUCUGCCGGCCAGCCCUGGAGACACCAACCACUGGGGCACUGAACUAG